AUCUAACGCUCUUGGUCCAGCAUGUAAAUAUGUCCUGCCAGGAUUCACGAACAGAAUCGCGAUAGUUCCGCUCACAGUGCAGCAAAGCAGAACACUUUUAACGUGAACUGUAGGCAGUUGUGCAACAGAACGUUGACAACAUCAAGCUUUUUUAUAAGAAAAUCAGGACUUCGUAUUCAGGUUUUCAAGAAAACGUGACAGCAAUAAAUAGUUUUUGAUGCUACAAAAGGCUAGACAUCUCCCUCUAGUGGUGAAAUGCUUGUGUUGCAGACGUGGACCGUAGGCAUCGUAAACUAAAAUAACAGAGGGUCUGAGUGAACACACAUGGCGCACCCGUGUAGGAGAAUUGUGUAACACAAGCUGAUCAUAUAUUGACUAAUAUAUAUAUAUAUAUUGACGAUUUCCUGAGAAAAGUGGGGAAGAAUAACAGUGAAGGACCCCCCCCCCAAACCCACAAUUCCUUGCAACCUUCCUUGCGGUUCAUUCAAACAUGGAGGAACAAGAGCGAAAGUUGAGGAGUGAUAUUAGCAGAGAAAGUAAACCUGGAGGAGGGACGGCUGAGAGUGCCGAGGUGGACCGGAGAGAGAGGAGGGAGACGGGAGAGGAGGGUCGCGGAGACGAAGGAGAUGGCGGUAAAGAUGGAGAACUUAAAGAGCAGCGUGACUCUAGACUGGACGUUAGCUCGGAUCAGUUUGACCCAAUGCUGGCGCUGUACUCGCCGGUGGUACCGCUGCCGUUCCCGAACAUCCGGUGUUUUAAUAACGUGGCGGAGUACGAGAGCUUCCUGAAGGGCGGCCGUGGGCGCGCGAAGCCCGAGAAUGUGGCGAAGAAGCAGCGCGCGGCGCAGAGAGGCGUCGCGGACCCGGAGAGGAUCGCGCGCCUCAAAGAGCUGAUGGUGAAGAAUCCGGCCAGUGAGGAGGACGCGGAAGAGGGCACGAGCGGGACUCGGAGGACCGGGCGUCGACAGAAAGCUCCGAAAAAUGUGCUAACAAGAAUGCCACUGCUGGCUGGCAGUCCUCUUGGUACGCUGAAUCGGUGUGUACAGGAGCACAUCCGGGUCAAAGUUCACGUGCGCAGCUUCAAAGGCCUGCGAGGGGUCUGUGUUGGCUUCGUCGUCGCCUUUGACAAGUUCUGGAACCUGGCCAUGGUGGAUGUGGAUGAAACGUACCGGGAGCCUUUGCUUGGACAAGCACUCUACCACGAGAAAGCUCUAACUGUCACAAGGCUGUUUGAAAAAUGUAAACUGCAGGAGAAGGAAGAAGUUGCUACCUGUGAGAAAACACACUCGACCGAGACUACCAGCAGGACACAAACACACUCGACUGAGACUACCAGCAGGACACACACACACACUUUGGCUGCUGCAGGACACGCCCCCUCUGGGGGCCGGGUUAAGGAUGACGGACAGAAGGGCAGAACGGUGUAUGGACGAGUUCGAACCCGACACGUCAGUCAGCUGUUCAUCCGUGGAGAGAACAUCCUGCUAAUAAACAUCCCUAAGACGUGAGCCUGAGCUGGUGUGUGUGUGUGUGUGUGUGUACAAACAUCUGGGUGCUGUGUGU
Molecule: messenger RNA, 1562 nt
Organism: Clupea harengus (Atlantic herring)
Lineage: Eukaryota; Metazoa; Chordata; Actinopteri; Clupeiformes; Clupeidae
Gene: lsm11
Product: LSM11, U7 small nuclear RNA associated
Biological process (GO): mRNA 3'-end processing by stem-loop binding and cleavage
Cellular component (GO): U7 snRNP
Molecular function (GO): U7 snRNA binding
Source: RefSeq, a predicted model, not a curated record